AUGACCCCACCUCCAGUUCUCACUAAUUCGCAAGGACAAGCAGUUCCAAAUCCACCAUAUGCAACCCAAAGAAUCGGCAAACAUGGCCCUUUAUUAUUACAGGACAUUGAUUUGAUCGACAACUUGGCCCAUUUCGAUAGAGAAAGGAUUCCGGAGAGAGUAGUGCAUGGUAGAGGCUCAGGUGCACAUGGUGUCUUUGAAGUUACUGAUGACAUUACUGAUAUUUGCGCGGCUGAUUUCCUAAGUGAAGUUGGGAAAAAAACUAAAACGUUCACCCGGUUUUCUCUUGUUGCUGCCGAAUCAGGCGCUAAUGACUCUGCUAGAGAUGUUAGAGGUUUCGCUACCAAAUUUUACACAUCAGAAGGUAUCUUGGAUUUUGUUUAUAUCCACACUCCCGUGUUUUUCAUUAGGGAUCCAUCAAAGUUUGUUGACGUGAACCAUGUCCAGAAAAGGAACCCCCAGACCAACUCAAAGGAUCCCAACGCGGCAUGGGAUUUCUUUACGUUGAAUCCGGAAACUGUUCAUCAGGUUACCAUAUUGCACACUGAUCGUGGAACACCUGCUUCAUUUAGACAUAUGCAUGGUUUUUCUGCCCACACUUUCAAAUGGGCAAAUGCAAAGAAUGAAUGGGUCUACGUGCGUAUUCAUCAAUUGACUGAUCAAGGUAUCAAGAAUCAUACAAUUGAAGAAGCCACUCGUCUUGCAGGUGAAAACCCCGACGCUGCCCAAGAUGAUUUGUUUCAAAGCAUUGAAAAGGGCGAUUUCCCCUCGUGGACUUGUUAUGUUCAAACUAUGACCCCCGAGCAGGCUAAGGGGGCUCCCUUUUCAGUGUUCGAUAUGACCAAGACUUGGCCACAUAAAGAUUAUCCAUUGAGAAGGUUUGGUAAAUUAACGUUGAAUGAGAACCCACUCAACUACUUUGCUGAAGUUGAACAAGCUGCAUUUUCUCCUGCCAAUACUGUUCCAUCAAUGCAACCAUCUGCUGAUCCAGUCUUACAAGGGAGAUUGUUUUCUUAUACUGAUACUCAAAGAUACAGAUUAGGGGUUAAUUUCGCUCAAAUUCCUGUCAAUUGUCCCCUCAGAGGCGGCGUACAACCAUAUGCACCUUCUGAAAGAGACGGUUUCAUGAAUGUUAAUGGUAAUCUUGGUGCAACUCCAAACUAUUUGACCAAUAGGAACAAGGUCACUAUCAAAUCGUUCCCACUUCAACAAUUUCAAGAGGUGUGGGAAGGUCCUGCCGAACCAUUUGAAUGGGUUGCCACUUCAGCAGAAUUUGAUCAGCCAGCAGAUCUUUACAACAACGUUUUGUCUGAAACAGAGAGAAAAAACUUGGCUCAUAAUGUCGCCAUCGAAGUCGCUAAAACUGAGCCAGGGAUCCAGGAUAGGGUGUUUAAAUACUUUGGCGGUGUCAGUCCCGAACUAGCCGAAGCUGUUAAAAAAGAGGUUUUCCAAUUGAGUCCAAGAAAGUAG
Lodderomyces orthopsilosis Co 90-125 is the source of this 1470-nucleotide messenger RNA. Its product is annotated as catalase. Gene Ontology annotation, cellular component: peroxisome; mitochondrion; cytoplasm. The transcript has a single exon. The record is from RefSeq and is a predicted model, not a curated record. Gene Ontology annotation, molecular function: catalase activity; heme binding. NCBI's taxonomy places the organism in Eukaryota, Fungi, Ascomycota, Pichiomycetes, Serinales, Debaryomycetaceae. Bases 1 to 1470 code for a protein of 489 amino acids. Gene Ontology annotation, biological process: hydrogen peroxide catabolic process; response to hydrogen peroxide.